AUGCGGAAUAAAACGGCUCGCAUCGCACCUGCAUCUCUAAAUAAAGAUUGCUUAGUCCUAGAAUUUAUAAGUGCAAACGCUAAUCCGUGACUCAGAGUUUACACGCACCCUCCGAGCUCCGAGCAUCACCCGUGACCCAGCCACAAGGAUCCCACUGCUUGAUCGUCCGCCGGUAAGAAUCCGGUUUCCCAAGUUGAGAUCUUUCCGUUCCUGAUGUCCCCUCUCCGCCGUCCGCUAAUUCGCUCUAGCACAUCUCUUUUCCGGAGCGAGCCGCAAAUUGUGUCCGGAAUAGGCAAGCUGAACUGAGGCCUUUUCUAGAAUGUUACUAGUCAUCUAUGAGCUAUCAGAUCAUCUGCAUGAGCUGCAUUGGACCUAGUGAAUAGCUUCAGCAGUCGCAAGCUAUGUGAACCGUUUUAAUUAUUAUAUGAAUAAAUAUGCCCGUUCUUGCUCCAAUCUCUUAUGUGCUGUGCUUCAUUAGAUAUUGAUUCAUAGUCGUCACAUUGAAACGAAAUCAUAAUUUAAUCGCAACCCGAACCUGUAAAACUCACGCGUCAACUUAUCCGUCACCUACAAUGGCAUCCCAAAAACCCGUCAUCGUCAUCAUCCACGGCGCCUUCUUUUCGCCGAUGCACUAUAGGAGACUGAUCGACCCAUUGCGUGCCCAAGGAUAUGUCGUUAUAAGCCCGCCCAUGACUACAACAGGCCUUGACGACACUGUGGGGGGCAAGACUUAUGUCGACGACGUGAACCGCAUCCUCGAGUAUCUUACUCCCUACUUAGAUGAGGGGAGGGAAGCUGUAGUACUUGGACAUAGCCAGGGCGGCAUCGCAGCUAGUGCCUUGACUGAGAACCAGACCGUGGAAGACCGCAAAGCCAAGGGGUUGAAGGGAGGCAUCAAAGCAGUCAUAUAUCUCACUGCCCUCGCUAUUCCUACGAAAGGGGCUACUUUGAUGGGUAUUCUGGGAGGCACGCCGCCACCAAUCUAUAAAGCUGAGGGUCCUUUCUAUGUCCUAACCGAACUAGCCCUCUCUCCACAAGCCGGCGACCUGAGGAUACCCGAAGAAGACCGAAUAGGUCUGUCGAAGAGCUUAGUGCAUCAGAGUAAAGCCAGCCUCGAAGCCCCGGUACAAUAUACUGCAGUUGACGUCACUGUUCCUAAAACAUACAUCGUAUGUUCCGAGGACCCGUCCUUACCGGCUGCUCUUCAGGAGACUAUGGCUGAAACUGCUGGUUGCAAGAUCGUGAAGAUUGCAGCUGGUCACUUUCCAUUUUUAGAGAGUGUCGAGAAAGCGAAAGAGGUUGUUGAUAUCAUCGUGGAGGUUGCUGGGCAAUGAUGAGACUAGGUAAGAAUGGGAAUAAUGACCCUAAAUAUAGAUCAUCUCUCAGCUCAACCUUUUGUACAAUAUAAAACUACCUUGUAGGUAUCUGUAUAUUAUUAAACGUCAGCCAUAUUAGGCCAAACCAACUGAAGCUAAUCAACUUUACCUAAAUGACGAUAA
Molecule: messenger RNA, 1499 nt
Organism: Annulohypoxylon maeteangense
Lineage: Eukaryota; Fungi; Ascomycota; Sordariomycetes; Xylariales; Hypoxylaceae
Product: alpha/beta-hydrolase
Exons: 2
Coding region: 573-1334 (253 amino acids)
Source: RefSeq, a predicted model, not a curated record